Blastocystis hominis is the source of this 1122-nucleotide messenger RNA. RefSeq lists its product as hypothetical. Gene Ontology annotation, molecular function: UDP phosphatase activity; calcium ion binding; GDP phosphatase activity. The transcript has a single exon. Gene Ontology annotation, biological process: proteoglycan biosynthetic process. The coding region runs from base 1 to 1122 and encodes 373 amino acids. The record is from RefSeq and is a predicted model, not a curated record. NCBI's taxonomy places the organism in Eukaryota, Bigyra, Opalinata, Blastocystidae.
AUGGUUCUUGAAGAAGAUAAUUCCAAGAGCAAGAGGCGAAAUAAGUGGAUACUUUGGAAGCGCUAUUCGAAAGCGAUCUAUUUGUUUGGAAUUUGCGUGUGUUGCUGCUCUCUUCUCUAUUGGCUCUAUAUCUAUUUAUGCAAUUACUCCCUAUCCUCCCAGUUGCAAGCGUUCUCCUUGAAUCGGGAGACAACCUCGUUCAAACUCAUGAUUGUCGCUGAUUUGGACAAGGAAAGCCGUGUCAAGGACGACAAAAAGGGGCGCUGGCGAAGCAUAUUGAAAAAGGGCGAACUCCGCAAGCAGAAGGACGGAACCUUCACGAUUCAUUGGCUCGAAGACCAAGAAAUUUUCACCCAGCUGAGUGAGGCGGGUCGUGGAAUGGAGCUAAGCGCACUCGUGGAGUACCACAACCGCUUGUAUUCCUUUGAUGAUCGAACGGGUUUGGUGUUCGAACUAGUGAAAGGCAACAAGGCGAUUCCGCGCUAUAUUUUAAUGGAGGGCGACGGAAACACCACCAAGGGCCAGAAAACCGAGUGGGCGACGGUGAAGGACGAUGCGAUCCUCGCCGGGAGUUUCGGAAAAGAAUACACGAACGCGGACGGAAGCAUUGCGAACACAAACAAUAUGUGGGUGUCGGUUAUUCACAACACGGGGGAAAUCACACACGAAAAUUGGACGGAUCGGUUUAAUAAGCUGCGGAAAGCAGCCGGAUGCCCUUAUCCAGGGUACAUGAUUCAUGAGGCGAUCAUGUGGUCCGAUAUUCGCAGACAGUGGGUGAUUUUGCCUCGGAGAGUGAGUAAAGAGCCGUACGAUGAGAAGGAAGACGAAAAGCGAGGGUCGAAUGUGGUGAUGUUGGCUUCGGAGGAUUUUAGCUCCAUCGAAGUGCGCCACAUCACGCAGAUAACGCCGACGAGAGGUUUCUCGGAGUUUAAAUUUUUGCCCCAGUCGAAUGAUGAGAUCAUUGUAGCAUUGAAGAGUGAAGAGAAUGAAGAGCAGCAAACACAGAACUCCUAUAUCACUGUUUUUGAUUUAGAUGGUCAUAUACUACUUAGUGAGUCUGUGAUUCCUGGAAAUCACAAAUUCGAAGGUUUAGAGUUUUAUCAUUUUUGCUGUGUUUGUUGA